Molecule: messenger RNA, 1166 nt
Organism: Vicugna pacos (alpaca)
Lineage: Eukaryota; Metazoa; Chordata; Mammalia; Artiodactyla; Camelidae
Gene: MUC22
Product: mucin 22
Source: RefSeq, a predicted model, not a curated record
AUUCAGGAACCAGGGAGGACCACACCACUGAAGACCCAGGGAUCACAGAGGACUACACCACAGCAGUCCUGGGGACCAUGGAGGACAACACAGCAGACCUAUGGACCAUGGAGGACUACACCACCACAGACCCAGGGGACCACAGAGGACUACAUCACAGCCAACCCAUGGACCACAGAGGACUACACCACCACAGAUCUGGGGACCACAGAGGACCACACCACAGCAGACCCGGGGACCACAGAGGACCACACAACAGCAGACCCGGGGACCACAGAGGACCACACAACAGCAGACCCAGGGACCACAGAGGACCGCACCACAGCAGACCCGGGGACCACAGAGGACCGCACCACAGCAGACCCGGGGACCAGAGAGGACCGCACCACAGCAGACCUGGGGACCACAAAGGAUUACACCACAGCAGACCUAGGGACCAUGGAGGACUACACCACUUCAGAACCAGGGACUGAAGACACAGAAAAUUACACCACUAAACACCCAGACACUCACCCAGAGGAAACAGAUUCAGUGACGGCAGUGAAACCCCCUGGGCUCCAGACACCCAUCAGAAUCAUCCUCAUUUCCCUGGCUGCCACUGCUGUCACUGUUGCACUCUUUGUUGGAUUUGGCUUCCUUGUGAAAAACUGUUUCCUGCAUCCAUUUAAUCCACCCGACGGAGCUGUUUAUCACCCCCCUGUCAUGGAUCGGAGCACUCCAUGAAGAAGAUUCCGGCAGUGACUACAGCUGGUUAUAGAGCAAAUCAGACUUCUGUCGGCCUCCACGGGACCAUGAAGCAGGGUGUGUGUCCUCGGGCCUCCACACCCCCCCAUCUGGAGCCCCGGAACCACCAGAUGAAGAAGGCAGCUGGCCCUGGGGAUAAGCACGUUAGGGACACUCAGAAGAAUGCCUGUCUGCUCUUAGUAUCACCUAAUUCUGUCUGGCCAUGAUUACAGCCUCAGGAAAAUUGCCUUUUCCUAUCUACCAGGUUUAGUCAUUAAAAACUAUUUGGGGGAGACACACACAACUCAAAUAUAAGAGACAUUCUUAACAACAAGGUCCUACGGUAUAGCACAGGGAAAUAUAUUCAAUACCUUUAAUGGCCUACAAUGAAAAAAAAUAUGAAAAGGCCCCUCUCUCUCUCUAUACACACACACACACACACA